Molecule: messenger RNA, 4227 nt
Organism: Musca domestica (house fly)
Lineage: Eukaryota; Metazoa; Arthropoda; Insecta; Diptera; Muscidae
Exons: 4
Coding region: 119-3709 (1196 amino acids)
Biological process (GO): carbohydrate metabolic process
Molecular function (GO): alpha-amylase activity; cation binding
Source: RefSeq, a predicted model, not a curated record
GUCAGUCAGUGUUAAAGGCAACAUUGAUAUAGGCGGCUAGAGCCAGCCAUUGUCCAGUCAAAACUUGGACACCCCAACACACACACGCACACGAUAAAGGACACACGCAGUUCCAACAAUGAGGCUACGGCUUUCAGCGGCAACAAAUCAAAGCCUUGCAACAACACCACAUGGUGUUGCUGUUGUUGUUAUCCAGAUUUUGGUAAUUUGCCUCUUGGCCCAGCCAUCGCUGGGACGAACAGCUGCCACGCGACAAAAGGCUUUGGAACAAAUAUUGGAUAGUGGAAAAAGUCGCCAGAGUUCCGGUAGCGCGGAUGAUGGCGACCAGGGUUGUGACGACGCAGAUGGCAUCUAUCAUCGACCGCAUUUCACCAAAGGACGCUCGGUGAUGGUGCAAUUGUUUGAAUGGAAAUUCGUGGAUGUGGCCGAGGAGUGUCGGCGAUUUUUGGGUCCGCGGGGCUAUGGUGGGGUACAACUGUCACCCGUCCUGGAACAUACGGUAAUUAAAACGGAUGGCCUUAAUCAUCCAUGGUGGCAACGUUACGAAACCAUCUCCUAUCGUCUAAGCUCCCGCUCCGGCGAUGAAACAGAUUUCUAUUCCAUGAGCCGCAUUUGCAAUGAUUUGGGUGUGCGCCUCUAUGUCGAUGUGGUGCUAAAUCACAUGGCAGCUCCUUUGUAUUUGCUGCUCAACAACAACAACAGGACAACAAAAGGAGCUACAGCCCCAAAGCAGGACUUCAUUGUCAACACAUUGCUGGCAACGGAUGUCAACAUCUCCCAAUCUUCAUAUCCCGAAGUGCCCUAUGAGGCAAAGGAUUUCCAUCGCUACUGCGCCAUAAACCUGGCCAGCUCCAAUGCCCAAGAAAUGCGUAAUUGUCAGCUAAACGGACAUCCCGAUUUGGAUCAUUCCCACAGCUCGGUACGCCAAGCCAUUGUGGCAAUGCUAAAUAAAUUUAUCGAUAUGGGAGUGGCGGGAUUUCGCAUCGAUUCGGCCAAAUACAUUUGGCCAAUUGAUUUAAAGCUAAUUUUCGAAGGACUAAAGGAUUUAAAUACCGAAUAUAAUUUUCCGGAAAAGGCCAGGCCGUUUAUUUUCCAUGAUGUCUUCGAUAUGGGAUUGGAUCAGAUAUCGAAAACUGAAUACUCCACCUACGGGGUGGUAAGCGAAUAUCUAUAUGGCGUCGAAAUAGCCACCAUACUUCAAGGAAAAGCUCCCCUAAGCUCUCUCAUAAAUUGGGGACCGGCAAUGGGAUUUUUACCCCAUCAAGAUUCCCUGGUCUUCAUCGACUCGCCGGAGACCCAAAGAGGACUUCCGCCGCAGCUGGGCAAAAAUCGGGCCCUGACCUAUAAACAACGCCACAAAUAUAUUAUGGCGAAUGCUCUGAUGUUGGCCCAUCCCUAUGGCAGAAUAAAAAGGAUAAUGAGUUCAUAUUAUUUCCGGAAUCCUGAUCAAGGACCUCCGGCGGAUGAGAAGGAUGGAGAUGAAAUACGUUCGCCGGAGUUUAAUGAACAACAGCAAUGUUUGCCCUCUUCUGGUUGGGUUUGUGAACAUCGUUGGCCGCCCAUGCUGCAGCUGGUGAAGCUGGCCAAUUACUUUUCCAAACCGGGCCAGGGGGAGGAUAGUGUUAUACAUUUCCAAACGAAUGGACCAAAUCAGAUAGCCUUCUGUAGGGGUCACAAAGCCUUCGUGGCCAUGAACAAUGAUGCGGAACGUGAUUUCGAAAUGGAGGUCUAUACCUGUCUCGAGGAGGAGGGGGUGUAUUGUGACAUUGUCAGUGGUGGCCUGAAGAAGAAUGGCCAGGGGUGUCGUGGUCGUAGUUUGAUGGUGAAUGCCGAUGGUUAUGCAAAGAUUAAUUUGCCGGUGGCAUCGGAGAGUGAGGGGGAUGGUGGUUUGGAUGAGACGGAGGAUUUCACUUUUGCUCCAAUAGAGGAUGGUGGUCCUGAGAACGUGGAAGAGGCAGGAGGUGGAGAGGAGGUGGUGCCAAGUUAUGGGGUUUUGGUGGUUUAUGUGGGCUCAAGAGUAGGUGCGGAGAUCGAGGAGGAAGAGUGGGAAGUUGAAGUUCAGGAGAUACCAGGUGAUGAAGCGGGUAAUAGUGAUGCUGAAUAUCCGCCAAUUGAGCCAGGUGAUGGAGAUGGGGCCGAGGGGGGAGGAGGAGGUGAAGGGGAUGCGGUAGAGGUAGCCGACAAAGAGCCAUCAAAUGAAAAUGAGGGGGACACGGAAACCGGAGAGGCGCAGCCUGAUCCUGAACCAGAGGAGCCUAACGAGGCUGCCGAAGAAAAUGGGGAAGGAGAAAUCGGAGAAGGAAAUGAAGAAGAUGAGGGAAAGACUGAAGAAGAAACUCCGCCUGAGGAGAAAGGAGAAGACAAUGAGGUCCCCGCAGAAGGAGAUGAAGGGACUGGAAAUGCAGAAAAUGGUGAGAAUUUCACCUUUUCCCCGGUGGAACCCCAGGAAGGAGAGGCCGAGAUUCCAGAGGAAGAGAAGGGAAAGGUAGAUGAAGAGGAAAAUGUGGAAGAAGUUCCCGGGGAAGGUGAAGCGGAUGAGGUAGAAGAAGUCCCUGAAGAAAACCCUGAAGAUGAAGUUCCUCCACAACCGCAGGAAGAAGACGAAAAGGAGGGCGGUGAAGAAGAAAAUGCAGAAGAAGAACCAGAGGGAGAAGAAAAGGUGGAAGAAGAAACCGAUGAAGAAGGGGUAGAAGAAGAAAACCCCGAAGCAGCAGGAGAUGGUGAGGAAAAAGAAACAGGCGAGGCCGAGGAGGAACAACCAAAUCCACCUGAGGAGGUGGAUGGCGAACCCACGGAAGAAGUGGCGCCCAACGAAAAUUCUGAAGAGCCCAACACUGAAGGAGAACCCGUGGAAGUUCCAGAAUCUGAGAAAGAGGGUGAAGGGGAUGAAGAGGGAGCAGAAGAGCCGAAUCCUGAAGGCCCAGAAGCUGAAGGAGAACCCGAAGAUGUUCCAGAAACUGGAAAAGAAGGUGAAGGGAAUGAAGAGGGAGCAGACACGCCUCAGGGAGCUGAGGAUUUAGCACCAGCAGCAGAAGAGCCGAAAGAAAAUCCGGAUGAAGCUCCGGAAGAUGCGCCCGAAAAUACAGGAAGAGAUUCCGCAGAGGAAGGUGAAAAUAAUGGGAAGAACGAAGAUAAUCCAGAAGCCGAAGAAGAACCCGAAGCUGAUAACGAUAAUCCUGAAGGAGAUGAAAAUGGGGACAAAGAACCCGAAGGAAACCCUGAAGAAAAACCAGAGCCUGGUGAAGAAACCGAAGCCAACCCCGAGGCUGGUGAAGUAACUGAAGGAGCUCUCGAACCUGAAGAAGGAAUCGUUGAUGAUGGCGAGGAGGAAGAAAAUCCACCUAGAGUUGAACCCAUUGAGACCACCACCAAAUGCCCACCCAAGACGGUGACGGAGCCCGAGGAAAAGCUCAUCGACAAAAUUGACAAAAGAAACGCCCAAAACGGAGAUGAAGAUGAGAACUCAGAUACCGCGCAACUGGAAGAGCCACUGGAAGUUUCAGAAAGUAUCACCGAAUCCCCAGUACCACCACCACCUGAAACCAACACCCAGGCGCCCCAGAUAAAUGCCACCGUGGAAAUCAUCUCCAACAUUGGGGUGACGGAAAUGCAAAUUGCCGCCAACAACUCAAACGCUGCCGUCAAAAAGGACGAUGUCCAGGUGGCUGGAGUUUUCCAGUCGUCAAAAAAUCGCCAGGGCAAUGGAUAGCAAUUAAUGCAACCCCACAUCCUCCUGAUCCACCUACUGGCCGGCAAGGUCUUGCUGCUGGAUUUGAAUCUUAAGAAAAUAUUAACUCACCUCAAGUUAUUUUUUGCACCUUGGAGAAAGAUCGGCUUGCAAAGGCCUUAGACAAGACAGGCUCAGCCCAAGUGGCCACCACCACACCAAGAAAUGCACUCACCCACACAGAGACAUUUACGAAUUCACCUUUAAUAGCACUUCCCUGAAAGCGCCAGCAACAGAAAAAGGACAAUGUUUUACUUAUCGCUUACAAUGUAUGCAUAUGAUGGUGUUGUUGUUGUUGUAGUUGUUCUUGGUCCUUCGGCAAGGACCAAAAUAAAAUGCUCUCAACAUUUUAACAAUAAAAAUCUAACAAUGUUUGGUAAAUUGAAAAUGGAAAUAAAACGAGAGCAGGCACUUACACACACACAUACACAAGGAUGCAAGGACACACAAGGCACACACACACACACAUCCACACUUGCAAUAAUACAUGUAAUAGCAUU